This is a messenger RNA of Cucurbitaria berberidis CBS 394.84, 1959 nucleotides long. RefSeq names its product calcium/calmodulin-dependent protein kinase type 2. Lineage: Eukaryota; Fungi; Ascomycota; Dothideomycetes; Pleosporales; Cucurbitariaceae. Bases 1 to 1959 code for a protein of 652 amino acids. The record is from RefSeq and is a predicted model, not a curated record. Gene Ontology annotation, cellular component: nucleus. Gene Ontology annotation, molecular function: protein serine/threonine kinase activity; ATP binding. Gene Ontology annotation, biological process: mitotic DNA damage checkpoint signaling; protein phosphorylation. The transcript has 4 exons.
AUGGCCGCGAUACAGAAUUUCAAGAACUUCCUGCGCCAUGGCAAGCAGGCCCGCCAGAAUGCUGAGCCCACGACCAACGUGUCGAAUGUGCACGCCCAGUCCCAGCACCAGCGACACAAUCAGGCCCCAGACCCCAUCCACCAUGGCAUCACAGAGCCUAAUAUGGAUACCAGACACCUCCAGCACCAGGCUGCCCCCCACGGCGACUACUCGGUCGGCGCAGGCCCCGGAGAUAACCGCAACAUUGCUGCGCAGGCAGGCGAUGCAGCUGCGCGGGCGGCCGGUGACAAGCAAAAGAACGCAGCAGCAGCCAAGCAGGCGGGCGUGGACCCGUCAGUACUAGAGCGUAUUAUUGCAGAGGAGCGCGAGGCCAAGGGCAAGCUGCCCAAGUACCCCGGACUCGAGCGCUGGACGCUAGUAGAGAAGAUGGGCGACGGCGCUUUCAGCAACGUAUAUCGAGCACGCGACACUACGGGACAAUGGGGCGAAGUCGCCAUCAAAGUCGUCCGUAAGUUCGAGAUGAACUCGCAGCAGGGCGACAAGCAUGUGCAUCCGGACUUCAAGACGCCAAAAGCAGCCGAGAGAGCCAACAUCCUCAAGGAAGUACAAAUUAUGCGCCAACUUGACCACCCCAACAUUGUAAAGCUCAUCGACUUCUCCGAAUCACGGCAAUACUACUACAUCGUGCUCGAACUUUGCCCAGGCGGUGAGCUGUUCCACCAGAUCGUACGCCUGACCUACUUCUCCGAGGACCUUUCACGACACACCAUCAUCCAGGUAGCAAAAGCACUACAAUACUUGCACGAAGAGGCGGGUGUUGUCCAUCGUGAUAUCAAGCCUGAGAAUCUCCUGUUCUACCCCACUCCGUUUGUCCCAACAAGUAACCCCCAGCCCAAGGGACCAGAUGACGAAGACAAGGCCGACGAGGGCGAAUUCGUCAAGGGUAAGGGUGCUGGUGGUAUUGGCCUGAUCAAGGUUGCAGAUUUCGGUCUGAGCAAGGUCAUCUGGGACAGUCAAACCAUGACACCCUGUGGUACCGUUGGCUACACAGCUCCUGAGAUUGUCAAGGAUGAGCGUUACUCCAAGAGUGUCGACAUGUGGGCACUCGGAUGCGUGCUCUACACUCUCCUUUGCGGUUUCCCACCAUUCUAUGACGAAUCCAUCCAGACCCUGACUGAAAAGGUCGCACGAGGACAAUACACCUUCCUUUCUCCAUGGUGGGACGACAUCUCCAAGUCCGCUCAGGACCUUGUUUCACAUCUAUUGACUGUAGAUCCUGAGAAGCGAUACGAUAUCAACCAGUUCCUCAACCACCCGUGGAUACGGGAAGCAGACGAACCCACCUAUUCUGCUUACGAUGCACCGCCUCUCGCUACGCCCGCUGCAAAGAAAUCCGAUAGACUACAGCCAGACUUUUCUUACCUUGAGUCGCCAGGCGCGAGGCGCCAGGAUUUCCGUUCGCCCGGUGCCGUCAACCUGCGAGAAGUCUUCGAUGUCGGAUAUGCCGUCCAUCGUCAAGAGGAGGAGGGUAAGAGGAAGAAGCAAUUUAAGCAGGGGUACCGUGGUGCAAAUGCCAUCAGUUCGCUCAAUGCCCUCGAUGAGAAUGAAGAUGACGACGAGUACUCGUCCGAAUCAGUACCGUAUGAGUCUUCGCAACAACACCCACCCGCCAAGCUCCCCAAGUCUCAGGGGGCAGACGUUUCGUCGAUGGAGCAAAAGAUGCGCAACACGACGCUCUCGGCCGCAGCCCAAGCAAGGCAGCAGCAAACAGCGCCGCGCCAACAAGAGCGCGGGUAUGGCCAACAUUCGCCUGCAGUUGCUGCCGCGGCUAAGCGACAGGUCAAAAACAAGGGUGCUUUCGAACUCAGUCUCGAUAGUGCAACGCUGUUAGGUCGACGAGCGAAGAAGCAGCCCGAGCCGAGUAACUUGCGGGAACACAUCACCGCUGGUGGCACAUGA